UUCGCUGUCCGGUCCACAUCGUUAAUCCACACCGACACACACACCACACUGCACUUAAAUUCCACCAACAACGCUUCUGCUGUGGUGGUUUCUCCUUCAACACCAGGGGGAAUUUUCUCCACCAAUCGCUUCUCCAAGGAUUCUUAGAACACCGUAGCUAAGAUGAAGGCACUUAUUCUUGUUGGAGGGUUUGGAACCAGAUUGAGGCCGUUGACACUCAGCGUGCCAAAGCCACUUGUUGAUUUUGGCAACAAGCCCAUGAUUUUGCAUCAGAUAGAAGCCCUCAAGGCUAUUGGGGUUACUGAAGUGGUCUUGGCAAUCAAUUAUCAGCCAGAGGUUAUGAUGAACUUCUUGAAGGAUUUCGAGGCAAAGCUCGGGAUAAAGAUUACAUGCUCCCAAGAGACCGAGCCUCUCGGUACUGCUGGUCCCCUUGCUUUAGCUAGGGACAAACUUAUUGAUGAUUCUGGCGAGCCAUUUUUCGUACUUAACAGUGAUGUCAUCAGUGAAUACCCGCUAAAAGACAUGAUCGAAUUCCACAAAGCCCACGGAGGAGAGGCUUCUAUCAUGGUGACCAAGGUGGACGAGCCUUCAAAAUAUGGCGUUGUCAUUAUGGAAGAGUCGACCGGACAGGUUGAGAGGUUUGUCGAGAAGCCAAAGAUAUUCGUUGGUAACAAGAUCAAUGCUGGCAUCUAUCUGCUCAACCCCUCAGUUCUGGACCGUAUUGAGCUACGGCCCACCUCCAUCGAAAAAGAGGUGUUCCCGAAAAUCGCAGCCGAGAAAAAGCUGUAUGCGAUGGUGCUGUCAGGGUUCUGGAUGGACAUCGGGCAGCCAAAGGACUACAUCACCGGCCUGAGACUUUACUUAGACUCCUUGCGGAAGCAGUCGUCUCCGCUGCUGGCCUCUGGCACUAAUAUAAUCGGCAACGUCUUGGUGGACGAAACUGCCAAAAUCGGCGAGGGAUGCUUGAUCGGGCCUGAUGUUGCAAUUGGUCCCGGCUGCGUUGUCGAGUCGGGCGUGAGGCUGUCUCGCUGCACAGUCAUGCGGGGAGUCCGGAUCAAGAAACACGCUUGCGUUUCGGGCAGUAUCAUUGGCUGGCACUCCACUGUCGGUCAGUGGGCCCGUGCGGAGAACAUGACCAUCCUAGGCGAAGAUGUCCACGUCGGGGAUGAGGUCUACAGCAACGGCGGCGUGGUCUUGCCUCACAAGGAGAUCAAGUCCAGCAUCCUGAAACCAGAGAUUGUGAUGUGAGGUCUGUUCAAUUACCAAAUCUUGUUUGCUAAGCUAUACUAUGUCUGAAAUAUGUAAUGGUUUGUGAUUUGUUCUAGUGCUUCUUCUAUUCUUGAUUUUGAUUUUUAAUUUAACCAACUGUAAAAGUCAGUCCUUGCCUUAGUUUCUCCCUUUCUCUUGGCUUGAACAGACAUCUCUAUUUGUGUGUUAAUUAUGUGAUGUGAUCUUGUAAAUAGAAAUAAAUUUAAAUUAAGCAUUGUUUCUUGGUGACUUUUUUGUGGAUGUAUUGUAUAAGGAUGAUGAAUACUACUGUUUUGGA
Messenger RNA from Salvia hispanica, 1546 nucleotides. RefSeq names its product mannose-1-phosphate guanylyltransferase 1-like. Gene Ontology annotation, biological process: GDP-mannose biosynthetic process. Gene Ontology annotation, molecular function: GTP binding; mannose-1-phosphate guanylyltransferase (GTP) activity. The record is from RefSeq and is a predicted model, not a curated record. Lineage: Eukaryota; Viridiplantae; Streptophyta; Magnoliopsida; Lamiales; Lamiaceae.